UUUUUUCUUGUUUGGAUUUUUUCUGCGAACAGAAACUUUUAUGAGAAAUUAAAUUUUGAUAGUAGUACUAUCAAAUCGUUCCGUGGCAAAUAGUAUAGAUUUGAUUCGCGAUAAGAUGAAAAAUCGUGUGCUGGCUGGUGACUUAAUUUUUACUCCUCUUUAUAUUUAAAACUGCUCGUGAGUGGUGUUGGAAGUCGUGUAAUAAAAAAGCUUGUGGAAGGGGAAGAUUCGGGGCAAGCUGGUGGCUGUAGUUAAUGAGUUGUGCAGCAGGCGAAUGAAAUCUAAAGAAAUCAAAGCUAGAAAAAUGAAUGUUGGAAAUUCAGUUUAAAAAGGCAGGUGUUCUAUGAAAUGAGUGAGAUUUAAAUUAAGUUCGUUUACUAGUGAUUCAUGGCACAAAUGGUGAUUAGUUAUGGUAGAAAUAGUGCAUUUAACCAAUCAAAUUUAAAGGUAUAGAAAUUCCAUAAUUAAAAUUAAAAAGUAAUUUACUAUGUGUGAUUAUGCUAACAAAAACUAUAUGAGUGCAAAGCCGACUGGCUGAAAAGAAAAUUAUUCAAAUAUGUAGCGGAAUAUGCUCGAGCAGCUAGAUAUAAAGGUGCAGUAAAUGAAUCUGCGAUAAAAAGCUCUUGCUUUUCGUUGCUUAAAUGGCAGCACCGAAUGCCGAUGUGAUGCAUGGCAGUGUAUCUGCGACGGUUCCACCUAGUUCGGCAAUUCAGCAGCUUCAUCAGCUGCCAUCGAAUUUGGUUGACCAGCAGCAGCACCCGGUAACGAAUCACCACAUUCAACAACUACAAAAUCUAACUCAGCAGUCAGCUCCGAUUGCAGUGCAUCACCCUCAUUCUCAAUCUUCCCACAAUGCCAUACAUCACUAUCAUCGGGUGCAACAGUCUUCAGGCCAGCAUAUGUCGUCUUCACAAAUCCAUCCCGAUCAGUUAUUUCAACAGCAGCACAAGGUUUCCACAUAUAGUGGAAAUAUUAAUAACUUGAUGUUUGCUUCCACUGAAAAUUCUUCCGCAGCAAGUGGUGAAGCCGAUUCUGCUGCCGGUUCAACUGCAACUGCUAGUGACAUAAAUAAUGUGGUUGUAAAUUUAGCUAGUGUAAAUCAGUCUGUGACUCUUACUACUAAAGAGAGCAUAUCCUCUGUGGUAAGCGCUAAUAGUAAUCCAAUUGGAAGCCGGAUAAUCCCCAAUGUCAGCCACAGUCACAUUCCAGUGGAAAAUGUGCAGAAUAGUGAACCUGCUUUAGCGGCAGUUAAUGUUGGAGAUAUCAACAACUUGGUGCAAUUCAAUGUUGCGCCUGGUUGGCGUAGGAUAAAGUACAACUGUGAAAUCAUCUAUAUCAGCCCAUCCGGUGUUCCACUGCGAAACUUCAAUCAGGUCAAAGACUAUUUGUUAACAGGCGGUACUUGCAAAUGUGGUCUGCCAUGUCCUUUUCGUCCUGAAGUAUUUUUCGAGUUUGACUCUCAGGUUCCUAAUCUGUCACUGGAUGGAAAAAGCAACAUAUCUCACAACUUUUGUCUGCAUCAUUCUCGAUAUGUAGAAAAGAUAUCACUAGUUCGACGCGGAAAGAAGUUGAUUGAGAAAGGAAGCAUUCCCAAACCAGGUGCCAGUCAUGGAGCUCAACUUGUUACCGAGGAAGCUGAGUUUAUGUUUUCUAAUAAUGUUCAAUCUGGUCAAAAAAUUGUAGGAACGGAUUCGGCAGAUGCGAUAAGCGAAGAAAUUUCGUUAUCAUCUCAAAAUAAGCAACAGGACCGAGAAAUAAAAGGUUUACCACUCUCAAAAACUCCGCCCUGGCGUAAACACGUACCCUCUUCUUCAACAACCUCGGUGUUGUCCAAUCAACGCCAGGUGCAGUGUUCUUCAAGUCUAGUGCCAGUCAAAACUUCCGUACAAAGCGUAAAUCAAAACGAGCAGAAAGUCAAAAAUAUUAGAAUAACAAAUGAGCCUCCAAAUUCAACCAGUUUGUGUACGCCGUUCGACAACGAUAAAUUAAAAGCAGCUAGUAAAAAGCGGCCGAAUUUCAAGGACGAUCCUACAGGUUAUUUGAAUCAGCAAACUGCGAUUUUGCACAGUUCGAUUUCUACUCUACACAGUCCGGAUGGAUCAUCGUCGUCUCAGGAGAGCCCACAACUAAAAGCAGUCAGCGGCUCCUUGAGCAGUGAGUUAGUGGAAUCAGCAGAGUCUGCAGAGCGAAGUUGUACAACAACAAUGACUAUUUCCGAUCAAGCAGUAACUCACAUAACAAGUGGAAUAGUCCAGGUACAGCAAAACUGUGAUAUUAGUCAUAUGAAACUUCAGCAGCAGUUACAAUUUCAACACCAACUACAGCGGCAAAAUCAGCUCGUACGCCAACAUAACGAACAGCUGCAAUUGUUGCAACAACAUCAGCAAAACACAGAAGAGAGAGAUCCUACUAAAGGUAGUGUUCGUUUCGUGACUGUUGCUGAAACGUCACCACUUCAAUCAAGUAGCGUAAAGUUUACUACCAGUCGUACCCCGGAUGUUACGUCCACGUCUUCAAGUACUCCUGACCUAAAGGAUGCGCCUAAUCGGAGUCCAUUACUUCAAGUAAACACUUGUGGCUUACGUUCAGGAUCUCCUGAAGUUUAUUCUACUCGGAAUCUUGUUCAGAGUCCUUCAUAUAGCGUUAGCCCUCAAAAGAAUCAGAUGUCUCGAAAUAGUGGCGUUGCCCUUGCCUCUAUUUCAUCGGCACCACGUAACACUAUAACGUCGGUGCAGGCUAGCAGUAGGCCAGUAACGGUUACUAGUACUCAUGCGGGAAAAAUAGGUAAAAGUGUGAUUAGAGAACAUGAAUAUGAAACUCCUUCAGUUAAUCUCGGAGCAAGAUAUGUUAAAUCUGAAAAAGUCUCUCUACAAAACACUGGUUCAACCGGAGCACAAAAUUUACUUAAUUUCAACCAACAACAAGCUUCACAAACAAUUAGUCAACCCCAACAGGUGCUGAUGACCUCUAGUGGACAGAUUCUUGUAAUGUCAUCACAUUCAAACAAAAGCUCCAGUCAGAUUGUUGCAGGCAACAAUCUCAACAAUACCGGUACUGGUGCUGCACUAGCGCAAAAUGUGCUUAUUCCUCAGCAAACGUUAGUGACCGGCGGGAAUGGAACUCAAUACGUAAAUAUGACUGCCGCUUCGGCAGGUACUACUGCUCCUGGCAGUAGUGCCGUCACUGCUAAUCAAUUUGUUACUAAUAAUAGUGGACUUACGCAAAACAUUAGUCAACAACAAGCGAACAUCAUUCAUCAUACUUCACCUAAUGCAAAUCCCAGCUUUUUGAUCAACUCCCCAAAUAACAUGCAAUCGACUGUGAUAUUGAAUAAUGGAAAUGUAAUACAAUCUAACGGUGGGCAGCAAAUGCUGACUUCCAACAAUCCGCAAGUUAUUCAUUCAGGUAACGUGCUGUCGACCGCCGCCGCAGGAGCAAGCAUCGGAUCUAAAAUAAUAUCAAGCGCGGCGAAUCCUGGUAUAAUUACCAAUCAAUCCAGCGUUAAUCCGCUGAUGCCUAACAAUCAGCAGAGCAGCACCGGGGGUGUGAUGAAUCAACAAGUUGUGUUGAAUAGUUUACCUACGAACAGUAUCGUAAUUCAGCAACCAAAUUAUAAUUCUAUGACCGGUGACACAAUAGUCAAUCAAAUAGUCAAUCAAGAUGGCUCGACAACUUCCUAUAUACAGAACCCGCAGCGGCAAAUACUCAUCUCUCCGGAUUCUAAACGGAGAGCGAAAAAGCGAAAAAGCAACGGAUCGUCUAACACUGGCCAAAUAAUUUCGCCAAACAAUCUUCUGCUUCAGCCGCAGACAGGACAUGUAAUUGUAUCUCAACAACAUCAGCAAUCACAACAAACACAGCAACAGUCGCAAACGAUACAAGCGGUUAACCAAUCCGGAACUAUGUUGCAGCUAGCUCCGCAAUAUCAAACUCAGGGUUAUCAGUUGAACCCUGGAAUUUCUGGCCUAACAAUUUUACCACAGAAAGCUACACAACAACCAGCGCAGCAGCAGCAGCAAAUUCUUUUGCAAAAUGGUCAGAUUAUCACUCAGCCUUAUAACAUCAUUAGUCAGCAGGUACUGCUUCCAACUGGGUUUGUAAUGGCUCCCGACACCACAUUGGUUCAAAUCCAAAACGUAGCGUCACCUUGUGGCAGUAUUAUAACCACUCCUCAAGGUAUGCUAAUCCGAGCACAAAGUCCUCACCAACAGAAAAGCUUCCUCUCGGCUAAUACUGGCCAGCAGUAUAUAAUGAAUAACAAUGGUCAAGUUAGUCCCAUGGGACCGCAAUUGUAUGGAGGCCCAGUAAAUAUUAUGGUACCUCAACAGCAGCAGGCUGGACCUGCAGCUUCUUUUGUUCAGCAGAAUACAACGAUCGUACAACAACCACAACAACACAUUGUGCAGCAACAAUCGGUACAGAUAGCGGCUACAAUGAAUACGAGUACCGACAGUAGUAGCACAGCAAGUAGUACGAAUGAAAGCCUUUCUUUGCCAUCAACACCGCAACCGCCAGCAAUGGUACAGAAAAAUCUUUCAGUUUACCUUUCUGGAACAACUUCACCGCCAGACACGACUACACACAGUCCAAAUAGUCCUGAUUGCGCAUCCAGUGAGAAGAGCGUCGGAAGCGCAGACAGUGUCAACGUGGCUAUGGUACAGUGCGUGUCUAGCUCUGAACCUGAUCUUGUUACUGAAGGAACACAUUCACCAUCGGAUUUAACUGAAUACGUUGAACAAGAAAGUAUCUCACCAUACCAACGUACCGUUUACAAGUCUUCGAAAAUCAGACGUAUGCAAUCACAUCCACAACAAUCACAAGUUCAUAAUGCCGUGGGUGAUAGUUGCAACAAUGGAAACGCUGGUAGCUCCACAACCGUUAUUAGUAACAAUAGCAAUACCUUGUCAUAUCCGAAUCAAACUGCUUUACAGCAACCAACUCGUCAUCAUAACAGCAGUCAUCAACCAACGAUAAUACAUGGAGCUACAUCAACUCAUAGCAUCCAACCUGAUUCCCAUGAAUCCACAACGAAAGUUUCGGUGCAUGAAAGUGCAGCCAAUACAAGCCAAAAAGCGGUAACAUCUCCCGUCGUCCAGAGUGGUAUCGGAUCAUCGACAAAAACAUUUAACGUCGGUGAGCUGGUCUGGGGAGCCGUCCGGUGUUUUCCGGCAUGGCCUGGAAAGGUAAUAGAGCCACCGUCAGGAGAUGGACAAACUACUACGGUUCCAAUCGAUUGUGUCUGGGUUCGCUGGUUUGGUGGUCGGCCUCUCGCGGAGCUGGUAGCUGUCAGUGGAUUGAAAAGCUUAUCAGAUGGUCUUGAGGCUCACCAUCGGGCCCAGAAGGAUGCUAGAAAGGGACGAAAAUUAAAUCCUCAACUAGAACGUGCGAUCCAAGAAGCAAUGAUGGAGCUUGACCGAGCCACUGUAAUACCUUCUGCUUUCGCGGGUAGUGCAACAAUAUCGGAUUCAGUUGCGACAAAAACUGAAACCAUUAAAGUAUCACCUACAAGUAGCAAUGCUAUUGUGGCUAGUGGAAACGGAAAUGGAUCUACACUUCCAACAUGCAGCCGGCCACUCAAAGCAAAUCGGGGGCCAAAAGCGAAGCUUGUGAAAAUUGCUCCAGCACCACCUAUAGCUACGGAAACAACUUCAUCGUCGACAAGCGUUACUAGUUCUAGUAAUACUUCAGUGAGUCGUGCUAGAAUGAAAUAGGCAUGCGAUUAGAAAGCCCUAUGAUACAACCUUGUUUGCAAGCAGAAGGUUGCUGAAAGUGCUGUCAUCUGUAUUUCAGUUUUCACUCAACCCUAUCUACUUUAUACAGGAAAGUAUAAAUACGUGACCAUAACUUUUAGAGCAAAUUCUUGAAAUUGAAUUGAAUAUUUUAAAUAUCGAGUUCAAAAUGCGCCCAAAGGUGAUUUUACACAACUGAAUGAACAUCCGACUGACAAUAAACCAGAAUAAGUGAAGAUUACUCAUCUCGAAAACUUUUUACAGCAUUAUAUCGUAUUUUAGCUGGAUUCUGCCAUUUUACAACAACCUAUGUAUUAUGUCGAUGUUUUAAAGGAUAUAUCAACGCGUAGCAAAUAACGCCACGAUUAAUAAUGGCCCAUAAAUGUUGAGCUAUACAAGGGGUACAAUCCCAUAUAUGUUCGCUAUAAUAUACAAUUACCAAUUCAAUAAAUUUAGGAAUUGGCGGCAUGCCGUGCUAAAAGUUCAUGGUUAAGAAAUGCCCGUUGAAGCAUAACUGAAAGAUAUACCCGGGUUUAAAUUUUAUAGAGAGUCACAUACGCCGAACUUUGGCUUAAAACGUUCUGAGCUAUUGAUAGCAAAAAUGUUUCCUUGCCAGUGCUUAACAAGCUUGUGAAAUUUUCAAUUUGUUUCUCUUCCACAAUUUUUCGAAUUCAAGUUUUUUCAUUGGCUCGUUGUUUUGAAUCUUUGAUUUAGCUUCAUUCUUAAUUCGAGACCAUCAUACUCUAGCUACUGCACUGACUGUUGUCUGUGAAGUCUACGAGAUGUAAUUCAAAUGUAAUCUAUAAAUAAAAAGGGUAUAUUUGGAACAUUUAUAAGAAAGUUUGUUAUUAAUAAGUAAAUUGUUUUAUGAAGCGAAUCAUUCAAAGUAUAUAGGUUUUGAUAAUCAAAAAUUGAUGAAACAGAAUUUGUAUAAUCAAUGGUCAUCAGUAUAUGCAUCCAUUCGGCUUUUUCAAAUCAAGUUUAGGUAACAACUUUGUUUGCACACACAGUUUCUCAAAGCUUUAGUUCUCAACGUAUUCAGUUUUUUCACAAAAUGGUUAUUAUUUGCAUUAAUUAAUAAAAUAUGAUUAUACGGUCUUAUUCUUACAAAGUAGCUAUUUUUAUUAGGAGGAUGGUAAUUUCGCACCAGGCGCUGUGGAAUUUGCGAUUCGCAGCAUUUCAUAACUAAAAACAUUCGUUUUAAUGCAAUUCUAAAACUUGGUAUUAAUAGUUCUACACAUUAGUACGCCACUAUCUGUUUAAAUGUGACUAAGCCGGUUUUUGUUUUGAUUUAUUAGAGAUGAAAGGAAAUAGCGAUUAGUUUAUCAAUUCUCUUUACGUAAUACCGGCUCAGAAUCGUUACAAUUUCUCGACACUCAUCUUUUUUCGUGUAUCCGACUGCAUGUAAAUAAUUUUGCCGACCACUGUUUUCAGUUUAUUUCGUUCAUAUUUCCAUAUUUUCCAUAUACAAAUUUACAUUUUACAAUGAUGUGUGAUUAUAUUAUUUGGUAAAACCAAUUUCUAAAAGCAAAUGCUAUUAAGAUGAGACGUUGUUGAUCAAUUUAUUAGAUUUCAGUCUUUUUGUAGAAGCAUUCGUGCAGCGCGUCAGUUGUGAUUGAGAGAAAGGAUAAAUUCGAUUAAAAUGUCACCUAUACUAUAAGUGUUGCAAAACUAGUGUUGGUUUUGAGCUACAGCCAUAAAAUAGCUCCCAUGUGUAUAAAAAGAAAGAAAAUUGAAAGUAUGUUAUCUAAAUUAUUGAAGUAGGUUCUAAAUUAGUAAAAUAAGAUAAUACUUGUAAGUUAUGAAAUGUGUUUUUGGCUAAUUAUUUGUUUCACCUUUAUUUGUUGCUUAGAUAUUAUAGAUUCGAGCUGGAAGUAAUUAGACAUAAUAAACUAAACGUAAAGGUUUGU
Molecule: messenger RNA, 7639 nt
Organism: Sabethes cyaneus
Lineage: Eukaryota; Metazoa; Arthropoda; Insecta; Diptera; Culicidae
Exons: 9
Coding region: 642-5711 (1689 amino acids)
Cellular component (GO): chromocenter; nucleus
Molecular function (GO): chromatin binding; DNA binding
Source: RefSeq, a predicted model, not a curated record